Molecule: messenger RNA, 1641 nt
Organism: Sorex araneus (European shrew)
Lineage: Eukaryota; Metazoa; Chordata; Mammalia; Eulipotyphla; Soricidae
Gene: C2H6orf47
Product: chromosome 2 C6orf47 homolog
Exons: 1
Coding region: 251-1141 (296 amino acids)
Source: RefSeq, a predicted model, not a curated record
GGAGAGGUGGGGGUGGGUGAAUACAUCUGGCUGGGGAUCCGGGUCUUUCCCGCGGAACUGAAAGGGAAACGGCUGCCGGCCACUGCAGGACCAUCGCUGUGGGAAGACACUUCGGAACCCAGGAGUCACCGGGCAGACACCUGUUUUGUGCUGAACAGACUCUGGCUUUGCUGGAGACUCCUUCAGGAUCCCGGAGUCUAAGCUGUACCAGGAAGGGUCCCAGAGUCGGGGGGCUCUUAGCACUCCAAAUAUGUUCCUGCGCCGGCUUGGUGGCUGGAUUCCUCGGCCCUGGGGUCGCCGGAAGCCAGCAAGACCUGAGCUGCUUACCCCCGAUCCCGGCCGGGUGGACAGCUCUCCCGAGAAUUCCGGGAGUGAAUGGGACAGUGCCCCAGAAAGCCUGGGAGAUGUGGGGCUUCCCAAGCCCAAGGACUCCGGGGCCCGGAGGCGCGCAGGGGUGGCUUCAGAACCAAGGAGGGAAUCCCAAGUUGAGCAGCUGGGGAGCAGAAGAAUGGACUCCCGGCAGCGGGACAAGACUGUCUCCAGCACUCAAGAGCCUGGGAGACUGGAAGAGAAGGGAACCUCCAAACUGGGAUGGGAUCCCGUGGAUGCUGGUGACGUCAGGAGGCCUGGAGGGUCCCCUGAAGGGGGAUCGAGCGGCCCUGAGCCUGAAGCCCCAGUGGAGAAGCCUGGCCGCCGGCAGAAGCUGCUGGGCUGGCUGCGGGUGGGAUCUGGCGGCGGAGCGGCGGCGGCCUCGCAGUACCUGGGGAGCCGAGAGGAGAGCUUGCAGAUCUCCACCAACCUGACCCUGCACCUGCUGGAACUGCUGGGAGCAGCCCUGCUGGCACUGUGCUCCCGGCCCCUGCGGGUGAUCCUGGAUGCACUGGGCCUGCGAGGACCCCUGGGUCUCUGGUUGCACGGGCUGCUCUCCUUCCUGGCCGCCCUGCAUGGGCUCCAUGCCGUGCUCAGCCUCCUUACGGCGCACCCCCUGCACUUUGCGUGCCUCUUCGGUCUUCUCCAGGCCCUGGUGCUGGCUGUCAGCCUCCGGGAGCCCAGUGUGGAUGAAGAAGCCUCUGACUGGGAGGGUGAGAAGUUGGAGAGGGAGGGUGAGGAGCAGCUGGGGGACUCAGGGAAGGAGCUGUGAUCUGGGUUGGUGGGACGUGUAUCCCAUGGUCCCUCCAUCAUGAAGUAGGGGCAAGGGUGAAGACUGUGGCCUUUAGGACAAGAGUGGGGGGCGUGACCCAGACUGUAAGCACAGAGACCUCAGGGAUCAGGACGAAACCCCAGUAUGGGGCCACCAGCCCCUGCUCCCCACAUAGGAGAGCACUGUUUAAGGUGUUGGUGGGGUGGGGAAUCACCCUUCAGUUCACCAGCUGUUAGUAUUUUUGCUUUUACCUUUCUCCCACCUUUAGAUUUUUUUCCCCCCCAUUUCCAGUUUUUCGGGGGUGGGGGUUGGGGCCACACCCAGCGGUGCCCGGGGAGCUACUCCAGCUCUGUGCUCCCAGCGCCAGGGGACGAUGUCAUGCUGGGGAUUGAAAUGGGGUCGGCUGCAUGCAAGGCAAGCACCUUAACCUCUGUAUUAUUUCUGGCUCUUCAACUUCACUUUUUAAAACCAAAAAAAAAAAAAAAAGUGUGGUGAUGGAG